GAGAUGGCACGCACCUGUCUUCUACUCUUGCUGUUGAGUACACUGGUAUGCUGUAGCCUCGGACAAGGUGGAGCUGGAGCUGUGAUCCUGGAGAGCCCUGCCCUUCCUGUGACUGAGGGAGAAUCUGUGACUCUGGGCUGCAGAUAUCAGGGAACUCCCUCUGACCUCACAGCUGAUUUCUACAAAGAUGGAUCCCUCAUCAGGACUGAGACUACAGGAAAUAUGACCAUCCCUGCAGUAUCCAAGUCAGAUGAAGGACUCUACAAGUGUAACAACUCUGAAGGAGAAUCACCAGAGAGCUGGAUGACAGUGACAUACCUCUCUCUCUCAGAUCUCUCUCUUCCAUUCUCUCUGAGUGUCAGUCCUGACAGAUCUCAGUUCUUUAAAUAUGAGUCUGUCACUCUGAGCUGUGAGGUUCAGGGGAACUCUGCUGGAUGGAGACUGAAGAGAUACACAGUCUCUUGGGAGCGUUCAGAUUGUGGAAGCAAUUGGGGAAAACCAGAAGGGUCUUCAUGCAUCGUGUCACUAAUACCAUCACACAGUGGAGUGUACUGGUGUGAGUCUGGGUCUGGAGAACACAGCAAUGCUGUCAACAUCACAGUACCUGCUGGUGCUGUGAUCCUGGAGAGCCCUGCCCUUCCUGUGACUGAGGGAGAUUAUGUGACUCUGCGCUGCAGACAUCAGGGAACUCCCUCUGACCUCACAGCUGAUUUCUACAAAGAUGGAUCCCUCAUCAGGACUGAGACUACAGGAGAGAUGACCAUCCCUGCAGUAUCCAAGUCAGAUGAAGGACUCUACAAGUGUACCAACUCUAAAGGAGAAUCACCAGAGAGCUGGAUGACUAUGACAGACCUCUCUCUCUCAGAUCUCUCUCUUCCUGCAUCUAUGAGUGUCAGUCCUGACAGAUCUCAGUUCUUUAAAUAUGAGUCUGUCACUCUGAGCUGUGAGGUUCAGGGGAACUCUGCUAGAUGGAGACUGAAGAGAUACACAGUCUCUGGGGAGCGUUCAGAUUGUGGAAGCAAUUGGGGAAAACCAGAAGGGUCUUCAUGCAUCGUGUCGCUAAUACCAUCACACAGUGGAGUGUACUGGUGUGAGUCUGGGUCUGGAGAACACAGCAAUGCUGUCAACAUCACAGUACCUGCUGGAGCUGUGAUCCUGGAGAGCCCUGCCCUUCCUGUGACUGAGGGAGAUUCUGUGACUCUGGGCUGCAGUUAUCAGAGAACUCCCUCUGACCUCACAGCUGAUUUCUACAAAGAUGGAUCCCUCAUCAGGGCUGAGACUCCAGGAGAGAUGACCAUCCCUGCAGUAUCCAAGUCAGAUGAAGGACUCUACAAGUGUACCAACUCUGAAGGAGAAUCACCAGAGAGCUGGAUGACAGUGACAGGUCUCACUCGUUCUUCAACUGCAGUUCCAACUCCCAUUCCAUCUCCAGCAGUCCCAGUGUUAUCCAUGUCUCUACCCAGGCUGCUGUGUAGUCUACUGGUGGGGUCUCUCUACCUGCUGGUGACCAUCAUACUGCUGGUGAAAGGCUGCAGGAGCAGGACUCAAGGGGAAACCAUGAUACCCAGGAAGACACACCAAGACCAAUUAGGUGAUCGUGUUGAAGAAGAGUGAGGCUGAGAUCACCUGAUCACCAUAACAACCAUCAGAAUGGAACUCAUGGAAUUCUAAUAUAGAACUGUGAGUCACAAUGCUGUAUGUUGUUACAUUGUAGCUCCACCUGCUGGAACAAUAGUGGCAUUUGAUCUAAUGUGAUCUAUUAACUGAUACAUGUAUUAUUCUGAUUAGAAUGUGUUUUAAUAUAAUGUGUGUUGUAUUAUUCAUUCAGCAGCUGUCCUUUAACAUCAGUCAUAUACUGGUCAUAUACUGUGUAGCAUUAUGGUUGAUACAUUGUCAAUGCCUUCACUUCUCAUGUCUAUACAGAUCAACUGAUAGGUGUUGUGGUUCAGGCAUUAUUGUCACAGGUUCAGUAUAAUGUUAUACCGUUACAUGUUACAGAGAUAGAAAACAUACAGGAGAGGAGAAUUCAAUUAUUAUAAUUAUUUACUUUAUUUUCCCAUUUUGUUCUCGAUAGUAAUUCAUAUUUGAGUUUAUGUUAACAGAAAACUAAAGUAGGCCUUUUGUUUUAUUGUGCUUGUUUUGUGCAAGACCAUUAUAUUUCAUUGAACAAUCUAGGUAAGAUUUUGCUUUUGUCUUUGUAGCAUAUAGAGUUAAAU
Oncorhynchus masou masou (cherry salmon) is the source of this 2216-nucleotide messenger RNA. Its product is annotated as Fc receptor-like protein 3. The coding region runs from base 4 to 1614 and encodes 536 amino acids. Lineage: Eukaryota; Metazoa; Chordata; Actinopteri; Salmoniformes; Salmonidae. The transcript has 10 exons. Gene Ontology annotation, biological process: cell surface receptor signaling pathway. Gene Ontology annotation, cellular component: plasma membrane. Gene Ontology annotation, molecular function: transmembrane signaling receptor activity. The record is from RefSeq and is a predicted model, not a curated record.